CACGAGAAAAAGAGUGAUCAAAUUCAAACAACCCUUGCACCAAAGAAAUAAAAAUGAAGAGAAAAAUUGCUAUUGAGAAAAUCGACGAUAAGCAAAGAAGAUUGGUUUCCUUUUCUAAGAGGAAAUCCGGUCUCUUCAAUAAGGCCAAACAACUUUCUCACCUCACUGGGGCUCAAAUCGCUGUUAUCAUCUUGUCCGAGACCGGUCGUCCCUACGUUCAAGCCUCCCCCACUCCCUCUUCCUUCGAGUCUCUCAUAGCUCCCUUCGUCUCAUCGUCUCCCUCGACUUCCACUACCGAAACCACUCAUGAGAUGACCUCGUCGACGACGGAGACGGAGACUUCGACGACUCAAGGUGAAGACGUGUUCAACCUUAACGAUUCGUUGAGAUAUUUACUGGAGUUCGACGUUGAGAACUGCAACGACUUGAAAGAGCUUGAGGCACUGAAGAAGAAAUUAGAAGAAACGAGAAAAAGGACUGCCGUGGCCUUGGAUUUGUCAGUUGCCGAAUAUCUUCUUUCUGACUAG
This is a messenger RNA of Cannabis sativa, 527 nucleotides long. Its product is annotated as MADS-box transcription factor 23-like. Gene Ontology annotation, molecular function: RNA polymerase II cis-regulatory region sequence-specific DNA binding; DNA-binding transcription factor activity, RNA polymerase II-specific; protein dimerization activity. The record is from RefSeq and is a predicted model, not a curated record. Lineage: Eukaryota; Viridiplantae; Streptophyta; Magnoliopsida; Rosales; Cannabaceae. Bases 54 to 527 code for a protein of 157 amino acids. The transcript has a single exon. Gene Ontology annotation, biological process: regulation of transcription by RNA polymerase II.